This is a messenger RNA of Oryctolagus cuniculus (rabbit), 8991 nucleotides long. The record is from RefSeq and is a predicted model, not a curated record. Lineage: Eukaryota; Metazoa; Chordata; Mammalia; Lagomorpha; Leporidae.
GCCCCCCACAGUCCUUGGAAGCCUGUGCCCUGAGCAUGCACCCUGUAUCAUGGUGGCUGGGUGCUUGGACCUGAGACUCAGGCAUACAGGGUGUGAAUUACCACCUUGGGAAAACUGACCACACAUGGCUGCCCAACUCCUAGGGCUGAUCAAGGACACGGGCAGCCAGGAGCAUCCUGGGAGCUCGGGCGAGUAAGGAUGCUCCUGCCAGGAGCACGGAGAGCCCCAGGGCUGGGUGCAGCGUGCAGCUGUGAUGGACACCCUGUGUUUCCCUCUAUUGUAUUCAAAUCAAGUCCCAGCGGGUGCCGUUGGGGAGGGGCCUGAACGAGGUCAGUCCUGCAGCUUCCUGAGGCCAGGCCACUGCAAAAGCAGACGCCACCCUGGCCGGACGUCUGGACCAUGGACAGCUUUGCCGGUGAAGCCGACAGUGAGAUGGAACUCAGUUUCGAGGCCGAGAGUCCCUUGGCGCCCCCUGCUGAGCUCCUGGAGAGACUACCCGGCCAUGACUGGCUCCUGCCAGGUGAUGGGCAGCAGGUGUUCUUCCCACCUCCAGAGACCCCAGGGAGGCCCCAGGAACAGAGGUCGUGGUCCUGGUUCCUGAGAUACAGCAGGGUCCCCACAGUGACGGAGGAGGUGGCCCGGGAAGCCCUACUCAGCUUUGUGAGCUCCAAAUGCUGCUACGGCCAUGCAGCCGCCGGCGACCUGGUCAUCCGGGAGCUGAAGCAGCAGAACCUGUGCCGGUACCGACUGGAGACCUUCAGCGAAUCCAGGGUGAGCGAGUGGACGUUCCAGCCCUUGACCAACCAGGCGGUGGAUGGCCCGCAGAGAGGCCCCUCCCCCAGGCUCUGGGACAUCAAGGUCCCGGCGCCCCCGCUGUUCCAGGAAGACACCAGGAAGCUGCAGGUGCCUCACUCGUCCCUGGUCAAGGAAUGUCACAAAUGCCACGGGCGUGGGCGGUACAAGUGCAGUGGAUGCCAUGGAGCGGGCAGGGUGUACCCCAUUGUGGACUUCCCCCUGCCGGAGAUUGCGCGGGCCUCCCAGAGGGGCAUCGCAGAACACAGUGCCGCCCUGGGCUCCCGGGCACGCAUCCUGAAGCAGCGCCAGACCAUUGAGCUGGUUCCCCUCACGGAAGUCCAUUGCUGGUACCGGGGAGAGACCUACGUCUACUACAUCUGUGGCACCGACCACCAGGUGGACGUGGGCGACUUCCCUCGGCGGCACUGCUGCGGCUGCACCAUCCUCUGACGUCCCUCAGCGGGCCGAGGCGGGGGGACGCUGGGCUCCGGCGGGCGGUCCCGUGCAGCCCCCGGGUGUGUUUCCACGCAGUCCCGCCGGCCGACUGUACAGCACAGCCUUGCACGGAGACUCCCGGGCCGUCGGCAGCACACGCUCAUCUUUGCGAGACGAGUCGAAUCGGAGCCCAAGCCGAUGCCGCCGUGGGGCCUGUGUCUUGAGCUCGCUUCCCUUGCCCACGCUGGGGUUGUCGGUGCUUCUCCUUGCGUGAGCUGAGCUGGGCAUUCCUGCCAGGGUUAAAGACGCCCCAUUUCACUGCCCCUGCUGCCCUGCACACCCAAGAUGUGCGCUUGUUCUCCCUGUCCCGUGGGUGUGGAGUUCAGCCGCAGCUGGGAUUGGUGAGUCCCGUUUGGUGAGGUUCGGGCCUCACCUGGGAGUCUCAGAGCCUGGGGUGGGGGAGGGCUCCAGACUCGGGGCUGAAGACCCCUGAAGGUGGUGGCCCCCGUAGCUGCGGGCUGAGGGUUGGGCGGUGUUGUUGCACUCGGAUUGCGUGCCCCCAUUUCUGGGCCUGAGUGGAGAGCUCAGUACCAUGCUGGAGUGACCACGCACCUGCUUGCCAGUCCCUAGACCUGGUGCCUGCCCGUGGGAGGGGUCUGAGACAGGGAGGCUGGACAGAUGCAGUUCCGGACAGGCGUGCUAGGCUUUGAGCCCGCCCACUGAGCAAGGCGUGAGCCUAUGUCCUGUGCAGGGGCUCCCAGUGGGGCGGAUGAGUGACUGCCCGAGGCUGACCCUGGCGGCAAUGGACGAGGCUACCCUCUCCAGGGUGUCUGCACUGUUGACCCUGUCCCAGGGAGGUGGACAUAAGAAGGCUGGUGGGGGAGGGGUUUGGGGAGACUGAGGCUACCCCCCAGGGCCUGUUGACAAGAGACGUGGACACUGACCUGGCUCUGCCCCUGUAGGGGCUGCGUGGCCAUGUUCUGUCUGAUGUCGCCGCUUGGCUUGUUUGGCUGAACCCCACGUAGGCGGGUCUGGCUGGCAGCUGGUGGUCCCGGCAAGGGCUUGGGCCCGCACUCCCUGGGGACGGCUCGGAGGCAGGGGGUCUUGAUGAAGACGCGAAUGGAUGAGCACCUAGGGCUCUGAGAAGCCUGAGCCUGGGGCACCUGCUGCGCUCAGAUGUCAGCUCUGGCCCUGGCUGCCUCCAGCCAAGUGCACAGGCUGAACAAGGCAGAGGCCGGGGCGGGGCGAGACACAGCUUUGGGUCGGGGCUCACUGGGCCCAGACACUGGCUGGUUGCGGGGUCAGAGCCUGAUGGAAGGAUUCCCAGGGGAAGAGCCCACCUCCUCUCCCCCUGCAGCUCUGUCAUGUUCGGGCCUGGGAGGCCCUGCACCUGCCCACGUGUCCCCACGGCCGCCUCCCUGGUCCCGAGUGCCCCUCUGCCCAGCGGGGCGUUGGGCCAAGGGAGGCGCCGUUUUGGGUUUUCACCAUGGCCGGCAAUGGCUGUUACUGUGCAGACCUAGCUGAAGCCACUGGGGCAAAGCCCAGGGAUCCCUUGACCCCAACACUGGCCGCCAGGGCCUGUGGCGGCGGGCCGGCUUCAGUGCAGGUUCUCAGAAGGUGGUGCUGACGUGCAGGCCUGGGGACAACACCAGCCCUGCUGUCUGCCGGCUGCUGUGUUCCCUGGGCCUGUGCGGGGGGCGGCCAGCCCCAUGCUGGGAGCUGAGGGCUGUGCAGAGACCUGUAGCCCGCCCUGAGGUUCCUGGCAGUGUGGGAGGCCGGGCACGCAGGAGUGGGAGACGCAGGUGGGCGAGAGUCAGGCUCUGUAGGAGGAGGUGAUGGCUGUCAGUGGCCGGAAGUCACUUUUGGCAGAAAUUCUGGGGUAGCUCUUGUGCCUCCGUGAGGUCUACCAGCCAUGGGUGCAGGUGCAUCUGGGUCUGGAAAGAUGUCCCUCAACCCAGCCCCCGGCCCCCUGCCCUUUUUCUCUGAGCUGUGCUCCCUCUGGAUGUGGUCCCUGGGCAGGCUCCCUCUCCGCUGCCCGCUGCCCACGGUGGCCAGCCACCAGGAGCUCGUGGAUUCCCUCGCCCCAGCAGAGAGAAGGCUGCAUGCUCAUUUCCCAGCGGCACCCGCAGCAGCCCUGGGGAAGGCGCUCAGCGGCUUGGCCUGGGGCCCAUGAGCAGCCUGGAACCAGUCGCUGGCCAGGAGAUGCAGUGGCUCAAUUGGUUGGCCAGGACCACAACCCUGCCCCCCCCAGCUCAGGGCAGCCUUGGGCAACUCAGACAGGGCUGGGAACUGGGCAGGCUGUCCACAUGAGGGGCGGACAGAAUGCGCUUGGUAUGUGCAGAUGGUGUUCUGGAAUUUUCUGCAUGCAUUGUCCCAAAUGAUGUCUUACAUGCAUGAGGAGAGAUUGGCCUGGGUCUUCUCUCUGGGCUUUCCCGGGUGGGUGGGAAGUGUAUGGCUGCUGUGCCUCUGCCCAUUGGUUGUUAGGAACAGGAAUGGGGACUGACCUGGGCCUCCUGCCUGCAGGUCUGAUAUGUGCUCCUGGAGUGUGUGUGUGAGGUGUGCACAUGCGUGUGCACACAUAGAAUGUGGGCGUGCAUGUGUGUGUACAUGGGUGUGUGCACAUGGGGUGCAUGUGGGUGUACACAUGUGUGCACAGUGUGUGUAUACAUGGGAUGUAUGAGAGUGUGCGUAUGUGCACAGGGUGUGUGGGGGUGUGCACACAGAAUGUGUGUGAUUGUGCACAUGUGUGUAAUGAUGUGUGUGCAUAUGGGAUGUGUGCGCAUGUAUGUACACGGGUAUACAUGUGUGUACACAUGGGAUGUGUGUGGCAUGUGUUGGUGUGUGGGGUAUGUGUGUGGUGUAUGUGUACUGGGUGUGUGAGGGUACAUGGGGACUGUGGUGCAGGUAUGGGGUGUUUGUCUAUGUGUGCACAUGGGGGAUGUGGUGGAUGACUGGGAGUGUGUAUUCUUGCUGUGUGUGUGCACAUGGGAUGCAUGUGUGUAUGUGGGGUGUGUGGUACACUGGAGCUGUGUGUGUGCAUAGUGUGCAUAUACGCAUGUGGGGGAUGCGUGGGUCUGUGUGGCACAUGGUGUAUGCACGGGGCACACGUGUGUACAUGUGUUUUCCAGGCGGGAAGAGUGGCUGCCCAGGUAGCGGGGGGGGACUUCCUUCCCCCAGGUGCCCGCCCCUCCCUGCAGGUCCCUGUCCUCUGUCCUUCCCAGCGCCCCGGCCCUCACUGUGUGCGGGGUUUGCUGCGGCAUGGCCGACUGGGGCCCUGCCCCUAGCAGCUGUGUGACGUUGGCCUCGGUUUCCACAUCUGGGAAAUGGGGUGCCGCCAGCGUGGGUAGGAAAGAUGACGAGAACAGGCACUCAGAGCUGAGUCUCCGGGGGGCUCACCCCCUGGCCAGGCCCGUUUCCUCCCAGGUCCAGCUCCGGGGUGGUCAGGACUGGACGGCUUGACACAGGGCCUCGCCUGGUGGCGGGCCUUGUGUGGCAGGACCUGCGUCUCCGAGCCUGCACUGCUGAGUACGGCCAGGCGGCUGCAGGACGGGGCUGGUGUUGACUGCAUGGAGGGAGCUUGGAUCUGAGCUGUAGCCCAGCCCCACCAGCCGCGCGAUCUGGGCGACUCGGUUCCCCUCCACAGUCUCAGGUUUCUUUGCUUGGCUUCUCCAUCACAUCUCGCUCGGGACCCAGAGACCUGACAUCAGCCAGCAGAGGGCGGCCAGAGCUGAGUCGCCCUGGGUCCUCGCCCUCACGGCGGUGCCCUGUGGGUCCUGGAGCCGGGGGCUGCAGCUGGAGGGUCCCUCCUCCUCCUCCCGGAAGGCAGCCCGUGGUCUGGCCUGGUGCUCUGCUUCUGUCUUGCUCGGGGUGACCAGUGCCUAGAGCUGACACAUGGACUGCUGAGGGGUCCUUUGGGGGCGGAGCUCUCUGCUCUUCAUGGGGAGCAGAGGGGCCCUGGGCGUCCGCAGCGGGGCUCCCUUCCUCUGUCCUGGCGCAGUCUGCAGGAGGGCAGGGCUGCUUGUUUAGUGUCUCCAGGCCUAGGGUGAUUCUCUCCUUUUCUCAUCAGCUAAUGGAGCUGAAAUUCCCAGCUGAAAGCCAGGGUGUGGUUUGGAAAUUCAGGUGUGUACAUGUUUGUGUGCACACACGUGUACCUGUGCAUAUACGUGUGUGUGCACAUGUAUGUGUGUGUACAUCUUUUAGGCCAAUAUGCAUCACUGUUCUCUGACUGCUAACGAGUGCCAUGAUCAGAGAGAAAGACAGGGAUCUCGGGGGCCGGCACACAGGAGGGCCACGCCGGUGCCUGCGGCACAGCCUCUGUGUGUGGCCUGAGUGUUCCCAGCCUGGGUUUCAUGUCCAGCCCUGACUGCCCCCGUGUGGUCUCCAACACUACUGCUGGCCUCUCUGUGCCCGGAGGUCCCCAGGACCCUGAGGGCUGUGGUGAGGACUCGGGGUGGGGCAUGGGGGGUGUGCCUGCCAUGUAGCUGAGAGAUGUUCACACCAGGGUCACAGGGGAAGGCAGGGCUGGGUCCCAGCCAAGUCCGAGGUCGCGGGACACAGGCAGAGCUUCCAGACCAGUCCCUGAGCCGGGGCUGGCUGCACCAGCCUCUCCUGCACAUUCCGUAUCACCCUUGGAAUUUUGGAGUCACCAUGGCUGAGCUGCCGUAGCUUCAGCCGUUGUCCUCAGAGCGUUCUUACUCUCAGAGAUAGAAGGAAACUGGUGCUUGGAGUUAAGAUAUUUGGGUUCCUACAUCAGGCCCCUCAGCCUUCAGUUUUGGUUCUGAGCUCACGUCGGGCGUCUGCUUGUUGAAACUCAGUCCCUUCUGGGAGAUCAUCUGUAGCUGCCCCACGGGUCAUUUCAGGGCUCACACGAGACCCUGACUGGGGAAGCAUCUCACAAAAAUACUGCACAGAUGUUUUUCAAAGCUCUACCUAGUGUUUUUUACCUGCUUGGAGUGGGAAAGACAAUUUGAUGGUUCCAAAGCCUCCUGCUGCCUCGGACACUGUCCACCAGGGGGCAGCAGGUGCACACACACACCACCCCCUCGCUGUAGCAGCAGGGGCGCCUGUGCCUGACAGCUCAGUGCCACCUCUAAGCUCUCCUUUCUCCUCCUCAGCAGGCCGGUGGCUCCAGAAACGGAGUUAGAAUGUCUUCUGUUACUUGUAGGCUGCACCUCUGGUGUGUACCCUCCCCAGGGAAGACACUGGAGCACCUUAGCAACGUUUAGGGUCAGGCUGGGGAUGCCUGCUGGGAGUUCGCAGCCCGGGUUCACACGCUGGCUCUGGUAUCUUCUCUCAUUCUUCCAGCAGACCCUUCCCUGUGCUGGCCCUGGGGAGGCCUCUGGGUCAGGUGCCGGUCCUGCCUUGUGGACUCCUGGCUUUGAAACACAUGUGCCCCCUUCCGAUCCCUCCCCAGGGAGAGGGGCUGCCCUCAGUCCUUGUGUGUGUCCCUGAUGGGUCCUGUGAGCUACCUGUGAGGACUCCCCUCACUUGGCCGCGGAGGGGACUGACGCCGGGAGAACGUACGGGAAGCUGCCCUGCAGGGCGGAGCAGGGAUCUGGGCCUGGGCCAUCCGGCUCCGGUGCCCGCACGCUCCGGAGUAGCAGGGGAGGCAGACGAGAGGUUGACUUGCGACCUGGGCCUCAGUCCCUUCGGGUUCCAAGUGCAUUGGUGAGCCCUGGACCCUGGGGGUGGGGGGUUCCUCCGAAGCAGGGGAGAGGACGCCCCUGGGGCAGCUCUCAACAAACAGGGGAGUGAGACAGGAUGGACGCCAGCCUCCUGGGGCUGCGCUCUGGGGGCCCACAGCGGGGUGCUGUCAGCUUCCAAAUCCCCCCUCCCACCUGCUCAGCCUCUGCUUUGGGAGGGGCUGCCCGUGAUGGUGCAGCCCCCAGGACUCCACUCCCUCUGAGGAACAGAGGUCGGAGUCCCCCGCACAGCUGUAGCCCCAGCCCCAGACUCGGGGAGGAGGGUGAAUCGAGCAGGUUCAGAGGCUGCACGAACUGGGGUGGGGGGCGGUGUUGUGCCUCGGGGCGACAGUGAGGACCUGGCAGAGACGGGGUUCCGGCUGCCAUGACUUCCACCUCUCGGGAUUGCUCCUUGGCGCUCCCUUGCACGUGGGGAGCAAGGGAUGGCUUCCAUCUGACUUCUCUGUGUCAGCCUCCGAGAGCCUCAGUUUCCACGCCUGUAAGAUGGGAGUGGGGAACUUGGCUCAGAAGGUGUUCUUGGUCCCAGGCGCCACAGGCUUUGUCCCUCGGGGGCUUCGCUAGGAAACCACCAUGUGGAGGCCUCGGCCCUGCCCCUGGCCUGGGCUGCAUCCGCCCCGGGCCCUCCUCCUGGCCUGGGCUGCGUCCGCCCCGGGCCCUGCCCCUGGCCUGGGCUGCGUCCACCCCGGGCCCGCCUCCUGGCCUGGGCUGCGUUCGCCCCGGGCCCUGCCCCUGGCCUGGGCUGCGUCCACCCCGGGCCCUGCCCCUGGCCUGGGCUGCGUCUGCCCUGGGCCCUGCCCCUGGCCUGGGCUGCGUCCGCCUCGGGCCCUGCCCCUGGCCUGGGCUGUGUCCGCCCUGGGCCCUGCCCCUGGCCUGGGCUGAGCUGCAUCCAUCCCGGGCCCUGCCCCUGGCCUGGGCUGAGCUGCAUCCAUCCCGGGCCCUGCCCCUGGCCUGGGCUGCGUCCGCCUCGGGCCCUGCCCCUGGCCUGGGCUGUGUCCGCCCUGGGCCCUGCCCCUGGCCUGGGCUGCAUGCAGGGAGCACAGUCCUGGUGCUUUUGCUCUCCGGGCCCCUGUGCCAGGCCGCCCUGGGGAUCAGAAGCUGUUCCACUCCUGCCUGGUUUGUGCCGAUGCCCAGCAGAGACCUCACGUUCACAGCUCACGUCUCGUAACCUCCCUGCGCCCCAGGACGCCUCCCCCAGUGCUUACCCACCCAGGGCGUGUCGUGACCCCUCACAACUCCCCUCCCAUGCUCCUGUGCCAGUCCUCAGGGGCGGGAGGCACAGCAGACACUGUGACGCCUCCCCCAGGAGCCAGGCCCUGUUCUGAUGGUUUCCCAGCGGCUGGAACCCAAACAUUCACAGUUCUCUUAGGCAGCAGGGGAUAAUGUCCCCAUUCUAUAGACAGGGAGACUGAGGCCCAGCCGGUGUAAAUCCCUUGCUCAAAGUCAUAGGACUGGGCUGGGCAGAGCCAGGCCACCUGGUUUUGAAUCUUGGGUAGAAGGACGAAGUUCUGUUGUGGACCCCUGUGCUUGUGUGUGUGUGUGUGUGUGUGUGUGUGAGCCUGUGGCAUUCUGUCUUCAUAUGUGCACCUGUACAUGCAUGCAUGUGAGUGCACAUGUGUGUGUGUGUGUGUGCCUGUGCGUGGGCAGAGCUGCACGCCUGUCUCUGGGCCAUGGCUCUGGGGAGCUUCGAGCUGAGCAGCAGCCCGGAGGAUGCGGGCUGUUCUUGGGUAGAAGUUGGGGACCCAGCUGCUGUGUUGCGGGGCUGGCUUGGCGUCCUUGCAGGGAGACAGGUCCCAGGUAACCUCUCUCGCCGUGGCUGCGCGUGGAGGCAGCUUCAGCCCGGGAGGCAGGCCCCGGCCCUGUUCCAGCUCCUCUUCACGUCGUCAGCCUGGGGCAGGGGAAGCUGGAGCCUGGCGUGAGCCUCUGUCCUGCCGCUCACGGAUGGAACUGGGACCACUUAGAACAUACAUCAUACAACACGUGACACGUGGGCACUUACCAGAGCUUAUGGGAAAAUGAAAUGAAAAAUAAGCUUAUUUCAAUAUAAAAGAUUUGAAACUUA